GUUUAGACAAUACAGAUUAUUACUUAAAUGGUCCAGUGAUGGCGAAUCUUAAGUUAGUUGAAUUAGGGUUGUCUUCUUAUGAUUGGACACACUUUUGUUUAUCAUUUGUAUUCAUGGAUUCGUGCCCAGCAUUACAGAGUGCUUAUGUCAAAAUUGAUUGCUGUCGCAUUACCGUCAAUGAUUCAAUAAAAUGUACAAAUUUACAAGAUUUAGUUAUUCAAUUUUACGAACCAAGCGAAUGGGAUGAUCUAUGGAGAUUAAUGUCGAAAUAUCCAAAUCUAAAGCAUUUGGCAUUACGAGGUACCUCUUUAAAAGAUGAACACAUCAAACAAUUAAUAUUGCUUUUGCCAAAACUGACUCUACUUGAUAUUCGUGAAUCUCGUGGAGUCACUCAAGAAGCUGCUGAUCAUGUUCGGGACUAUUGUAAGCGGUAUGGCCGAUCAAUCAAUUUUUAUUUCAAAGCAGACGACAAACAAAUUGUAUCUGAUUGGCCGCAGUUAUUGAAUCAACCAGACAAAAUUUGUCGUGGAUUUGAUUUCAUGGAACAUUGUUUUUUUAAAAGUUUUAAUCAGUUGCCACAUUUUUUGGAUCCAAUAGAUGAUUAAAAAUGCAAAAGUUAAAAUUGUCGAUUUCUUUGUAUUCAACUUUUGUUUCAGCUGCAAGGUUUACAAUAGUGAAAGAAAUGUAAUCCUUGAUAUCUUGUAUGACAUUUUGUAUAAACUGGUCUUGUUAACCAUUAAAAGUGUUCAUCUGA
Tetranychus urticae (two-spotted spider mite) is the source of this 754-nucleotide messenger RNA. The record is from RefSeq and is a predicted model, not a curated record. NCBI's taxonomy places the organism in Eukaryota, Metazoa, Arthropoda, Arachnida, Trombidiformes, Tetranychidae.